Molecule: messenger RNA, 1710 nt
Organism: Marmota flaviventris (yellow-bellied marmot)
Lineage: Eukaryota; Metazoa; Chordata; Mammalia; Rodentia; Sciuridae
Gene: Psat1
Product: phosphoserine aminotransferase 1
Biological process (GO): L-serine biosynthetic process
Cellular component (GO): cytoplasm
Molecular function (GO): pyridoxal phosphate binding; O-phospho-L-serine:2-oxoglutarate transaminase activity
Source: RefSeq, a predicted model, not a curated record
AAGAGUCGCUGGUGUUCCACGCGGUCUGUCCUCUUUAGCUGACUAGCUGCUCUCGUCGCUGCACCAUGGACGCCCUGAAGCAAGUAAUCAACUUCGGGCCCGGGCCCGCCAAACUGCCGCACUCGGUAUUGUUAGAGAUUCAGAAAGAAUUAUUAGACUACAAAGGAGUGGGCAUUAGUGUUCUUGAAAUGAGUCACAGGUCAUCAGAUUUCGCCAAAAUUAUAAACAAUGCAGAGAAUCUUGUGCGGGAGUUGUUGGCUGUUCCAGAAAACUACAAGGUGAUUUUUUUGCAAGGAGGUGGGUGUGGCCAGUUCAGUGCUGUCCCCUUAAACCUGAUUGGCCUAAAAGCUGGAAAGUGUGCCGACUAUGUGGUGACUGGAUCUUGGUCAGCAAAGGCUGCAGAGGAAGCCAGGAAGUUUGGGACUGUGAACAUUGUCCAUCCUAAACUUGGGAGCUAUACAAAAAUUCCAGAUCCAAGCACCUGGAACCUCAACCCAGAUGCCUCCUAUGUGUAUUUCUGUGCAAACGAGACCGUGCAUGGUGUGGAGUUUAAUUUUAUACCUGAUGUCAAGGGAGCAGUACUGGUUUGUGACAUGUCCUCAAACUUCUUAUCCAAGCCAGUGGAUGUUUCCAAGUUUGGUGUGAUUUUUGCUGGGGCCCAGAAGAACGUUGGCUCUGCUGGGGUCACAGUGGUGAUCGUCAGGGAUGACCUGCUGGGGUUUGCCCUCAGAGAGUGCCCCUCCUUCCUGGAGUACAAAGUGCAGGCCGCAAACAACUCGUUGUACAACACGCCUCCAUGUUUCAGCAUUUAUGUUAUGGGCUUGGUCCUGGAGUGGAUUAAGAACAAUGGUGGGACAGCAGCUAUGGAGAAGCUCAGCUCCCUCAAAUCUCAGAAGAUCUAUGAGAUAAUUGAUAAUUCUCAAGGAUUUUAUGUAUGCCCAGUGGAGCCCCAAAAUAGAAGCAAGAUGAAUAUUCCAUUCCGCAUUGGCAAUGCCAAAGGAGACAAUGAUUUAGAGAAAAGAUUUCUCGAUAAAGCACUUGAACUCAAUAUGAUUUCCUUGAAAGGCCAUAGGUCUGUGGGAGGCAUUCGGGUCUCUCUGUAUAAUGCUGUCACCACUGAAGAUGUUGAAACCUUGGCCACCUUCAUGAAAAAUUUUUUGGAGAUGCAUCAGCUAUGAAAGAGACCUGUUCUCUGCCUUUGUAAAAUGUAUACAGAGUUUAAAGUAAUUGGGAAUGGCUACAAAAACUUGACAGACAGGUUAAGUUUCUUCAAAUAAACAUGCUUAUUAUAGGUUCCAUUUUCAAAGAACAACAGCAAGACAUCCACAGCUCUGCCGAGUUGAUGCAACCACCAGCUACUGGUCACCUCAAUUCUGACUCAAACUGGAAGUAUUUUUAAAAAUCUUCCUCUUGCUUUUCUAAUGAAUUCCAGCCUAUUUUGUCUUUGCUGCUACUUUUUCUAGCUAGAUCUCAGUAUUUGAACUUGCUUGGACUUAAUUAUGCCAGUUGCAUUUAGUUAUGGAGGGUGUGUGAGGGUCCUCUGUUGCACAGAAUCUGGGAGUAGUGGGGUCUGCUGGGUUCUGCAGCUCUGAUUAACCCAUUAAAUCCCAAGUUUUCAACUCUGCAAAUAUUUCAGUGAAAUUGACACAGGUGCAUAAAUUAGGUUGGAAAUCAUAACCUAAAGCUUAUUAUAUGGUUUAUUAUCAUUAA